Messenger RNA from Aegilops tauschii subsp. strangulata, 3008 nucleotides. Its product is annotated as subtilisin-like protease SBT1.7. The record is from RefSeq and is a predicted model, not a curated record. Gene Ontology annotation, molecular function: serine-type endopeptidase activity. Gene Ontology annotation, biological process: proteolysis. NCBI's taxonomy places the organism in Eukaryota, Viridiplantae, Streptophyta, Magnoliopsida, Poales, Poaceae.
UCUUUCACUCCUCCGACGGGCCUCGAUUUCCAUCAAGCAGUCACUUAACCACACACAAACUUCAUCUCCUCUUCUUGUAGAACCAACCAACUGUCCAUCUUUUGCUCACACUCUUCCAAUCAUGUCUUAAUCAGUAAGGCUACCGCGCAUAUAUAUAACCACGCGUCCUUGUAGCGGCUACGAGCUAGCUCGCUAAGCUUCGUCGUAACACUACCACGGCGGCGCCGGAUAUAUAUAGCUUGACGCGCUGCUGCCGGUGCAGUGACAGCUGACAAGAUGCUGAUGAGGCUGCUGCUGGUGGUGGCUCUCGCCGUGGCGGCGGCGGCGGCGGAGCAGCGCGCCACGUACAUAGUUCACAUGGCCAAGUCUGCCAUGCCGGCCGAGUACGCCGACCACGGCGAGUGGUACGGCGCCUCCCUCCGCUCGGUGUCCACCGGUCGCGCCGCCGCUGCCAAGAUGCUUUACUCCUACGACACCGUCCUGCACGGCUUCUCAGCGCGGCUCACGGAGCAGGAGGCCAGCGACAUGGCGGGCAUGGACGGCGUCCUGGCCGUGAACCCCGAGACGCGGUACGAGCUGCACACCACGCGGACGCCUGAGUUCUUGGGGCUCGCCGGGAGCGAGGGCCUGUUCCCGCAGUCUGGCACGGGCGGCGACGUCGUCGUCGGGGUGCUCGACACCGGCGUCUGGCCUGAGAGCAAGAGCUACAACGACGCGGGCCUCGGCGAGGUGCCGUCGUCGUGGAAGGGCACGUGCAUGGCCGGCGCGGACUUCAACUCCUCGGCCUGCAACCGGAAGCUCGUCGGGGCGCGGUUCUUCAACCGGGGCUACGAGGCGGCCAUGGGGCCCAUGGACACGAGCAGGGAGUCGCGCUCCCCGCGCGACGACGACGGGCACGGGACGCACACGUCGUCCACCGCUGCCGGCGCAGCUGUCGCCGACGCUGACCUGUUCGGGUUCGCGUCUGGCACGGCGCGCGGCAUGGCGCCCAAGGCGCGCGUGGCCGUGUACAAGGUGUGCUGGCUCGGCGGCUGCUUCAGCUCCGACAUCCUCGCCGGCAUGGACGCCGCCGUCGCCGACGGCUGCGGCGUGCUCUCGCUCUCGCUCGGCGGUGGCUCCGCCGACUACGCGCGCGACAGCGUUGCCAUCGGCGCCUUCGCCGCGAUGGAGCAGAACGUCCUGGUGUCCUGCUCUGCCGGGAACGCCGGGCCCGGGAGCGCCACACUCUCCAACGUGGCGCCCUGGAUCACCACCGUGGGCGCGGGCACCCUCGACCGCGACUUCCCGGCGUACGUUCAACUCGGGAACGGCAAGAACUACACCGGCGUGUCCCUCUACGCUGGGAAGGCCCCGCCGUCCACCCCGACCACCCUCAUCUACGCGGGCAACGCCUCCAACUCCACCAGCGGAAACCUCUGCAUGCCAGGGACCCUCUCGCCGGAGAAGGUGCAAGGGAAGAUCGUGGUCUGCGACCGCGGCAUCAGCGCGCGCGUCCAGAAAGGCUUCGUGGUGCGCGACGCUGGAGGUGCCGGCAUGGUGCUCGCCAACACCGCAGCCAAUGGGCAGGAGCUCGUCGCCGAUGCCCACCUCCUCCCCGCGGCCGGCGUGGGUGAAAAAGAAGGCGCCGCGAUAAAGUCUUACAUAGCAUCCGAGUCCAAGCCGACGGCAACGAUUGUGGUCGCCGGGACACAGGUGGACGUGCGCCCCUCACCGUUGGUGGCUGCGUUCUCGUCGCGCGGGCCAAACAUGAUCACGCCGGAGAUCCUAAAGCCGGACAUCAUCGGGCCGGGGGUCAACAUCCUGGCGGCGUGGACCGGCAAGGCGGGGCCGACGGGUCUCGCCGCCGACACGCGCCGCGUCAACUUCAACAUCAUCUCCGGCACGUCCAUGUCGUGCCCGCACGUGAGCGGCCUCGCGGCGCUGCUCAGGAGCGCGCACCCGGAGUGGAGCCCCGCCGCCAUACGCUCGGCGCUCAUGACGACCGCCUACUCCACGUACACCGGCGGCGCCGGGGCGCCCAUCCUCGACGCGGCGACCGGCGCGGCCGCCACGCCGUUCGACUACGGCGCCGGGCACGUGGACCCGACCCGCGCGGUGGAGCCGGGGCUGGUGUACGACCUCGGCACCAGCGACUACGUGGACUUCCUGUGCGCGCUCAAGUACACGCCCAACAUGAUCGCCGCGCUGGCGCGGAGCAAGACCUACGGGUGCGCCGCGAACAAGACCUACGCCGUCUCCAACCUCAACUACCCGUCCUUCUCCGUGGCCUACUCCACGGCGAACGGCGAGGCCGGGGACUCCAGCGCCACCACGGUGACGCACACGCGCACGCUCACCAACGUGGGCGCGGCGGGCACGUACAAGGUGGACGCCUCGGUGUCCAUGUCCGGCGUGACCGUCGACGUGAAGCCGACGGAGCUGGAGUUCACGGCGGCCGGCGAGAAGAAGAGCUACACGGUGAGCUUCACGGCGGCCAAGUCGCAGCCGUCGGGCACCGCCGGCUUCGGCCGGCUCGUGUGGUCGGACGGUAAGCACAGCGUGGCGAGUCCGAUAGCGAUAACGUGGACAUGAUACGACAGGCGCCCAGAACGGCGCAAGCCGAGCGCCAAGCGCUGACACCGCUGCCGGUGCGGCCAAAGGGUUCAGUGUGUAAAAUUCGGGGGAUUCGAGGGAGGAAAUGGUGAGAUUUGGUGGUAUCUCUCAACUAUCUCAGAUUGUCAAUAAGGCCCAAUCAUAACUUUUAGAUUGUGAUUUGGGGAAGAAACGGUGAUGAUGGAAAGGGAUUUGGGUGAUGGGUAUUGCUUUCUCGGAAUCAAAUUAUCGGUCUUGGCUAGCUUGGGUAGUUGGAUUGGGUCCUGAGUUGGAUCAGAUUGCAGCUUUACAAGGACAGCUCCACUGUAGUAGUAGGGGUUAUCUCAGUCAGCAAUCUCUCCCCUGUAAAAUGUUCCGUCUAAACUAUUCUUUCUUCCAUUAUCAAUGAAUGGAUCAUCUUUUCUUCUGAAGAUAAA